CUCCUCCUCCUCCUGGCGGGCGGAGGCUGUUAGUGCGCGGCAGCCUCCGGUUACUGACUAGUCACAAACUUGAGGGAGGUGGACAUUCAAGCCGCCUAGGAUGUGGAGGUGCGGCCGCCACUCGGGGCCGCCAUCGCUGCUGCUGCUGCUGCUCCCGCCGCUGCUGCUCUCGGGGCCCGGCGCUUACGCGGCCCGGCUCUCCGUGCUCUACUCGUCCUCUGACCCGCUGACGCUGCUGGAUGCUGAUACGGUGCGUCCGACUGUGCUCGGCUCCAGCAGCGCCUGGGCGGUGGAGUUCUUCGCCUCCUGGUGUGGCCACUGCAUCGCCUUCGCCCCGACGUGGAAGGAGCUUGCUAAUGACGUGAAAGACUGGAGGCCAGCACUCAAUCUUGCUGUCCUGGACUGUGCUGAGGAGACCAACAGUGCUGUCUGCAGAGAGUUCGACAUUGCUGGCUUCCCAACUGUGAGGUUUUUUCAGGCCUUUACCAAGAAUGGUUCUGGAGCGACACUGCCAGGUGCUGGCGCUAAUGUGCAGACGCUGCGUAUGAGGCUCAUCGAUGCUCUGGAGUCCCACCGUGACACAUGGCCCCCAGCCUGUCCACCUCUGGAACCUGCCAAGCUGAAGGAUAUCGACGAAUUCUUUACAAGAAAUAAAGCAGAGUACCUGGCCCUGGUCUUUGAAAGGGAAGACUCCUACCUGGGUAGAGAGGUAACUCUGGACCUGUCCCAGUACCAUGCUGUGGCAGUGCGCAGGGUCUUGAAUACAGAGAGCGAUGUGGUGAGCAAGUUUGGCGUCACUGACUUCCCAUCUUGCUACCUGCUGCUUCGGAAUGGCUCUGUCUCCCGAGUGCCUGUGCUGGUGGAGUCCAGGUCUUUCUAUACAUCCUACCUUCGGGGACUUCCUGGACUGACCAGGGAUGCUCCCCCAACCACGGCUACCCCAGUUACUGCUGAUAAGAUAGCACCCACAGUGUGGAAGUUUGCAGACCGCUCCAAGAUCUACAUGGCCGACCUGGAGUCUGCACUACACUACAUCUUGCGUGUAGAAGUGGGGAAGUUCUCAGUGCUGGAGGGACAGCGCCUGGUGGCCCUGAAAAAGUUUGUGGCAGUAUUGGCCAAGUACUUCCCUGGCCAGCCUUUGGUCCAGAACUUCUUGCAUUCCAUAAACAACUGGCUCCAGAAGCAGCAGAAGAAGAAGAUCCCAUACAGUUUCUUCAAAGCCGCUCUGGACAGCAGGAAGGAGGAUGCUGUCCUUACAGAGAAGGUGAACUGGGUCGGCUGCCAGGGCAGUGAGCCACACUUCCGGGGGUUUCCCUGCUCGCUGUGGGUCCUCUUCCACUUCCUGACAGUGCAGGCAAACCGAUACAGUGAGGCCCACCCACAGGAACCAGCUGACGGCCAGGAGGUCCUCCAAGCCAUGAGGAGCUAUGUUAAGUUCUUCUUUGGCUGUCGUGACUGUGCGAACCAUUUUGAGCAGAUGGCUGCAGCGUCCAUGCACCAAGUGAGAAGUCCCAGUAAUGCAGUUCUUUGGCUCUGGACUAGCCACAACAGGGUUAACGCUCGCCUCUCCGGCGCUCUGAGUGAGGACCCCCACUUCCCCAAGGUGCAGUGGCCACCCCGUGAGCUGUGUGCUGCCUGCCAUAAUGAACUCAACGGACAGGUGCCUUUGUGGGACCUCGGUGCCACCCUCAACUUUCUCAAGGCUCACUUCUCCCCAGCAAACAUCGUCAUAGACUCUUCUGCAUCUAGACACACAGCCCGGAGAGGGAGUCCAGAAGCUGCCCCCGAGCUGGUAAUGGAUACAUUAAAACUGGAGAGCAGAAAUUCAGUGCUGGGCCAUGAGCAGGCAGCUUCUGCAGAGUCCCCUGGAGCCACUGCCCUAGAUGUACCAGCUGAGAAGCCUGAAGCAAGUGGCCCCCAGGAACUAUACACAGGCCUCAGAAUGGGUGGAGCUUCACCAGGACAGGGUCCUCCUGAGAGCGUGGAAGAGCAUCAGAGAGAUGUGCAGGAGAAUGCCCAGGGGCAGCAACACUUGAGCAAGAGAGACACCGAAGCCUUAUUGCUGCCUGAGGUGAACCACCUCCAAGGCCCUUUAGAGCUCAGGCGAGGGGGUCGCAGCCCCAAGCAGCUAGCCCCCAUACUUGAAGGGGAGCCAGAGGCCCCAGCUAUACAGGGCCAAGGCCAGUGGCUGCAGGUUCUGGGAGGAGGCAUUUCCCACCUGGACAUUAGCCUCUGUGUGGGGCUCUACUCCGUGUCAUUCAUGGGCUUACUGGCCAUGUACACCUACUUCCGGGCCAGGCUGAGAACCCAGAAGGGCCAUGCUAGUUACCCCACAGCCUGAUCUGCCCUGCCAGAGGACAGACAAGGAGCUGCUGAUGUCUAUGGGCGUUUAUAUUUUUGGCCCACUGCCCCCCUUGCUUCCUUUCUACCCCUUGUUCCAUUGUCUAGCUUAGGAGAGUGGCAAGUCCAAGAAAAUGAGUUGUUGCAGUGAACCGUGGAGUCUACUGAGAGAGGAUUCCAUAGACAAAACAGAACCAGGGUGCCAGUCUCACCUGACCAGCAUAGGAGCAGCCUGACGCAGGGGCUCAGGGGGCUUCUGGGAGUCUCAGGCCCCAGCUUCAGCACCAAAUUCUGUUUUUCAGCUCUUGUGAAGUCCUGCCCCAUUCCUGCUGAAGUCUCAAUGCGUCCUGCUUGGUCUUGGCCUUAGAUUAAGGCAAACAAGUCCAGAGUUUCCAAGGUUUCUCAUCCAGAGGAGAGUAUCUGGGCCGGGUGGGCUGGAGUGGACCCCCUCACUGCAUUCUGAGGCUGUCCACUCCCCUCCUUCUCAACAUGAAGAAAAAGCGUCCCUCCGGCCUUCUCUGGCCUUGCCAGCUUCGGCACCCCAGGUGUGGGUGGGGCUCAGCCUCGAGAAUGGGUCUGGGAGCCUCAGGAAAGGAUCCUGGUCACCAGGUUCACACUGGGGUUUCUGCUGCAAGGGUGUAGUUUGGCUGGGAAGGGGGCAGUUGCUGCACUGUGGGGCGUAGUGCUUGCUUGGUGGUAGGGGCAGGGGGUGGGCACUGCUGGGGUCUGUAGUGCCUUAGCCCUGGGCUAGCUGGGAGAGGGCAGACUCCUCUCUGAGCGGGGGCGCUUGUCUCUUACUUUGGUCUCUAAAAUCAAUGCUAACUUUGGGGUGUGGAAGGUGCUGGGUUUAGGGCAGUGGGCACAGUCCUCUCUCUGCCGGUUGGGUCCGCUGUAGGCAGGAGGGGGUGGAGAGACCGGCCCACAUGUUUCAUUCCCCUGCUCCUGUGGCUUGGGAGGGAUGUGGAAUAAAAUUAUUUUUGUUAAGUCACGCAGAA
This is a messenger RNA of Mus pahari (shrew mouse), 3335 nucleotides long. RefSeq names its product quiescin sulfhydryl oxidase 1 (gene Qsox1). Lineage: Eukaryota; Metazoa; Chordata; Mammalia; Rodentia; Muridae. The record is from RefSeq and is a predicted model, not a curated record. Gene Ontology annotation, molecular function: protein disulfide isomerase activity; flavin-dependent sulfhydryl oxidase activity. Gene Ontology annotation, cellular component: Golgi membrane. Gene Ontology annotation, biological process: protein folding. The transcript is spliced from 12 exons. Bases 101 to 2341 code for a protein of 746 amino acids.